Molecule: messenger RNA, 1256 nt
Organism: Microcebus murinus (gray mouse lemur)
Lineage: Eukaryota; Metazoa; Chordata; Mammalia; Primates; Cheirogaleidae
Source: RefSeq, a predicted model, not a curated record
GCGCUCGCCACUGCCUCCAUUUUGUCAGUAGAGGCAGAAGGAGGAGAUUGGGCAGGAGACGCUAGGUGGUGAGCAACUAGCGCAUCGGUGCUCGUGGGCUUUGUUCGAUCCGUGCCUCGUCUCUCCCUGGAAAGGGAGGGAGGCUUCGCUGUCGAGAGGGGGUCGCCGUCGCAGUUCCGAGCUCGAAGUCGCUAGGGCUUCUCUCAAACCUGUGUGCUGAGGAGACUCAGAUGUUGGCCUCAGCUCCUAGGCUGAACUCAGCAGAUUGGCCCAUGAAAACUUCUGUAUUGACACAAAGGAAAGGAUCCUUCAGAAAGCAACACCUAUUAUCCUGGGCUUGGCAACAAGGAAGAGGACAGGUAGUGGAAAUCCUACAAUCUGAAAAGCAGACUGAAAGGUGACAAAGAAGCUGAAGAUGGGUGGCGCAGAGAGGUAUAACAUUCCAGCCCCUCAGUCUAGAAAUGUUAGUAAGAACCAACAACCGCUUAAUAGACAGAAGACCAAGGAUCAGAAUUCCCAAAUGAAGAUUGUUCAUAAGAAAAAAGAAAGAGGACAUGGUUAUAACUCAUCAGCAGCUGCAUGGCAGGCCAUGCAAAAUGGGGGGAAGAACAAAAAUUUUCCAAAUAAUCAAAACUGGAACUCUAGCUUAUCAAGUCCCAGCUUGCUUUUUAAAUCUCAAGCUAAUCAAAACUAUGCUGGAGCCAAAUUUAGUGAGCCGCCAUCACCAAGUGUUCUUCCUAAACCACCAAGCCACUGGGUUCCUGUUUCCUUUAAUCCUUCAGACAAGGAAAUAAUGACAUUUCAACUUAAAACCUUACUUAAAGUACAGAUAUAAAAUAACAAAGUAGCAUUUUUAAAACUUAGGUGGUUUAUGGAUAGUCAAUUGGUCUGAAACAGAUUCACUAGGGAAUCCUUUUGUGUAGAACUAAUUAAUGUAAAAAAUAUAAUUAGAUUUCAUCUCAUUUGCUUUAUGUGUUGUGUGCACUGUGAUGUAAUAGUAGUAUCAGUGCAGCUUAAGGUAACUAAAUUAAUAAUUGUAUUUGGUAAUAAGUAUUCUCAAUCGAGUAUCUUGUAAGUGAAACUAUUCAAGUUUAGAUUUGGGGAAAUGGUAAAGGAAUAAACUUUUUCUAUUGUUUGUUGGGGGGAAACAUAAUAAUUAAGAUUUAUCAUUCAUGGAUCUCAGUAGAUUUACUUGAGUUAGUGAAUCAGAUUAUAAGCAUCUAGCUAAGAAGUGCAGAGAUGGAAAACUAGUUGAA